Molecule: messenger RNA, 798 nt
Organism: Fusarium sp. VM40
Lineage: Eukaryota; Fungi; Ascomycota; Sordariomycetes; Hypocreales; Nectriaceae
Source: the annotation of a GenBank genome assembly
AUGGGCAGUGCCAUGUUCAGCCAGAACCCUUUGAUGAACGGGCCCAACUACUCGUUCUCUGAUGCUCCCAAGACUAACCAUGGAGAGUUUCGAGAACACCGAUUUAACCCCUACACCGACAAUGGUGGCUCAACUCUUGCCAUCGCCGGCGCCGACUUCACUAUUAUGGCCGGUGACACCCGCCACACCAGCGGAUACAGCAUCAACUCUCGCAUGUCCCCCAAGGUUUUCCGAAUCGGAGGAACCACUGCCUCCCAGGAGGAUGCCACACUAGUUCUAUCCGUCGUUGGCUUCGCUGCCGAUGGCGAGGCCCUCCGCGAUCACCUCGACACCAUCUGCAAGAUCUACCGUUACCGCCACGGCAAGCCUAUGUCCGUCAACGCCUGCGCCAAGCGUCUCUCCACAGUCCUCUACGGGAAGCGAUUCUUCCCUUACUACUCGCAUGCGAUGCUCGGCGGUCUGGAUGAGGAGGGCAAGGGUGCCGUGUACUCUUACGACCCCGUGGGAAGUUACGAGCGGGAGCAGUGCCGAGCAGGUGGUGCUGCGGGCAGUUUGAUCAUGCCCUUCCUCGAUAACCAGGUCAACUUCAAGAACCAGUACAUUCCCGGAAGUGGGGAGGGCCACGAGCUCAAGGAGCGUGAGCGACGUCCUUUGACACGAACUGAGGUCGAGACCGUCGUCAAGGAUGCCUUCGAUGGUGCGGUUGAGCGUCACAUUGAGGUUGGUGAUAACCUUCAAAUGCUCAUCAUUACUGCGGAUGGUAUUGAAGAAUCAUUCUUGUCCCUGAAGAAGGAUUAA